Molecule: messenger RNA, 2613 nt
Organism: Diplodia corticola
Lineage: Eukaryota; Fungi; Ascomycota; Dothideomycetes; Botryosphaeriales; Botryosphaeriaceae
Product: molecular chaperone
Exons: 3
Coding region: 1-2613 (870 amino acids)
Biological process (GO): ubiquinone biosynthetic process
Cellular component (GO): extrinsic component of mitochondrial inner membrane
Molecular function (GO): kinase activity
Source: RefSeq, a predicted model, not a curated record
AUGGCUGGCAGACGGCUGCUCGACGCGGCCAAGCUGUUCAAUGCGACGCGCGCCGUUGCCAAGCAGCACAUAGCUCUACGCUCGCACCAACUCGAUGUCUAUUCCCAGACCUCGUCCCUCGCCAGAGCCGUCAAAAACCAGACCGAUCGCGUCACCGUCACUGCUCGCGCCGCCAUUGCCCUGUCGCAACGCUUCAACGAACCCCCGCCGUCCUACACCCGCUCCGAACAAACCUCAGCCGAGCCCGAUGAGCAUGUUCCUCGCAGGAGUACCGUGAAGGGCGACGAUGCCCCGAUCCAGCAGAAGUCAGGCCUGGCCCAGGACCAUCACUAUGACCAAUCUGAACACAAUGCCGUGCACCAGCCUCCGCCCAAGGAUGAGCUGGACGUGACCCAGAAGGAAGCAGACAGACGGCCAUUGCCCGAUGGUACGAUACCAGCGGCCGACGCAGACCUGCGCUCCGGUUCAGAAAAAUUUGAUUUCUUCUCGUAUCGCCCUACCCCGGAGCCUGCGAAGGCGCCACUCGCGCAAGAAAAGUCGGCCGGUACGGAAAGCAUUCGGCCGGUUAGUUCCUCGGAGUCUACUAUACCAACGCCUGGCGGGCGGGAUCGUCUCUCGGCUGAGGAGGCGAGGAUACGCCAGCGGGAGGCGGAGUUUCAGAUCCCUGGCAGAUCGGCUGAUUCCGAGGGCAAUCUGACGACUGAGCCAAACGCGGAUACUUUCCAGUUUCGCUCAGGCAAGACGAGCCCAGAGCUCUCGUCCCUGCCGCGAGUCAAGCUUCCACAAGUCGCCGAGGCCGUGCAGGGAUCAAAAGAGGAGGUUGACGAUGGUGCGAUUAAUGCCGACGUCUACUACUCUGCUGAGAGCCAUGGCAAGCCGGAACCAGUGCCCAAACAACAAGCUAUUCCUGAACAAGAGGAGGUCCCUGAAGGCAUCAACCUAGAUGUGUUCCAUUCUCCCCGAGUGGCACGUAUGCUUGGCGCAAGGAAGCCCGGUCUCGAUCGCCAUAAGGAAUUGGAAAUGGAGUUUGCCCGCCCGACCCCCAUCGAUCACACCACACUCGCAGAGGGACAUGACCAGGAUACUUUCAAUGUGCGCAAUUCCGAUGCGACGAAUCCAGCACCCCCGCCACAGCCCGCUAAGGCAGUGGAGCAGAAAGAUUCUCGCGCAGAAAUCCAGAAUCUAGCAAGGGAAAUCGCGAAGGAUGCCGCGAACGCUCCUUCGACAGCAGAGAUCCCUCCAGAGAUAAGCGCGGAUGCCGAGAAGGCUGCUUACCAGUUAAGGGAGUCCCGCGUUCCCUCGUCCCGCUUCGGUAGGAUCUGGGAAUAUGCCGGUCUUGGAACUAGCAUGGCAUUUGGUGCCGUUGGCGAGAGCUUGCGCCGCGUUACCGGAGGAGCGGCGACGGGCGCUUCGUUGAUGCUUAGCGCUGGAAACAUGGAAAGGCUCGUGGCUAAGCUCUCGAGAAUGCGGGGCGCAGCUCUCAAGCUUGGCCAAAUGAUCAGUUUCCAGGAUAUCAAGAUGCUCCCUCCCCAGAUCCAUGACGUCCUGCAGAGAGUCCAAGACAGUGCGGACUACAUGCCUGCCUCUCAGCGCAACAAAGUCCUCGCAAGCAACCUUGGCAGCAACUGGAAAGACUUGUUCGAGUCUUUCGAGGAUGUUCCCAUUGCGGCAGCGUCAAUUGGUCAGGUGCACAAAGCUGUACUCAAAUCGAAUGGAAAGGCCGUGGCGGUGAAGGUCCAAUACCCCGGCGUUGCCAACUCGAUUGAUUCAGAUUUGAGCAACCUCUCACUUCUUUUGACGGCAUCACGGCUGCUGCCAAGGGGCCUAUUUCUCGACAAGACGAUUGCCAACGCGCGUACGGAGUUGGGCUGGGAAUGUGACUAUCUUCGUGAAGCUGAGUGCCAGGAGCGUUUUAGAAAGCUUCUGGCUGAUGAAACAGACACGUUCAGGGUGCCGACCGUUGUGCCCGAAGCUUCGGGCAAGGAGGUGCUGACGGCAGAAUUGAUGUCCGGCAAGGGCGUGACAAAGCUCUCUUCAAUCAGCCAGGAAGAGAGGGACUGGAUCGGCACCAACAUCCUACGACUGUGUCUGCGUGAAUUAGUCGAAUUCCGCUUCAUGCAAACGGACCCCAACUGGACCAACUUCCUGUACAACGCACAGGACAGGAAGAUUGAACUGCUUGACUUUGGGGCUUCCCGCGAUUACCCGCUGGAGUUCACCGAGCCAUACGUCAAUGUGCUCAUCGCAGCUUCUCGCAACGACCGCAACACAAUCCGCGAUCUUUCAAUCCAGCUCGGCUAUCUCACCGGUGCAGAAUCCUCAGCUAUGCUGAACGCACACAUCGACUCGGUUCUCACGCUGGCGGAGCCGUUUACGGCGGACAGCCCGGCAGUGUACGAUUUCAGAGACCAGACCAUCACCGACAGGGUGCGAGGGUUUAUUCCCACUAUGGUUCGCGAGCGUCUAGCGCCGCCGCCGGAAGAGACGUACUCGCUGCACCGGAAGUUGAGCGGGGCUUUCCUGUUGUGUGCUCGACUAGGCAGCAGGGUGCCAUGUCGGUCGAUGUUCGAAGAUGCUGUUCGCAAGCACGAGGAGAUGAAGAGGCGGGGUUAA